GUAAGCGUAAAAAUAUUCCCAUUUUGCUUGUCAUUUUUGCAUCCGAAACUAGUUCAGUUCUUUCAGAAUGGAGGAUUUGAAACAACAGAUUGUUGCAAUGAGGCAAUCCUUCUUCGAUGAGGAAAUUCUGGAUAAUCAUUUCAUUCAACUGGAACAACUGGGAAGCGAAGAAAAUCCGAAUUUUGCCAAGGAAGUGGUCACCGUGUUCUUGAAUGAUUCGAUGAACAAUUUAGCAAUAAUUGAGGAUGAAAUGAAAAAAUCUCCGGUCGAUCACCUUACGGUCGACAGGUACCUUCAUCAGCUAAAAGGUAGCAGUGCCAGCAUUGGUGCCAACAAAAUUAAGAUUGCAGUUAAUAAAGCAAGAGACGCUUGCAGGGAAGGAGAUAUCGAAGGUUCGAGGGCCUCUUUACAGGUGCUGAGAAGGGAGGUCGAGUCUUUUAAGGCUAAACUGGAGACCUACUAUCAGCUGGUAGCACAAGUUCAUCCAUGAAGAAGGAAUCAGCAGGCCACCAUGACAACGCCUAAUUUCAAGUUUAGUGGCAGUUCAAAUUAAGAUUUAUGUAAUGAAUCCGAGUUGUGCCUUGUAUGUUUGAGUUUUCAUUUUGAAAUCAUGUGUGCUUUGUGUCUCUUCUCUGUUUUAUUAUAAAAUUUUCAUCUCAGUUA
Mangifera indica (mango) is the source of this 663-nucleotide messenger RNA. RefSeq names its product pseudo histidine-containing phosphotransfer protein 5-like. Gene Ontology annotation, molecular function: histidine phosphotransfer kinase activity; protein histidine kinase binding. The coding region runs from base 68 to 490 and encodes 140 amino acids. The transcript has 6 exons. Gene Ontology annotation, cellular component: nucleus; cytoplasm. Gene Ontology annotation, biological process: phosphorelay signal transduction system; phosphorylation; cytokinin-activated signaling pathway. The record is from RefSeq and is a predicted model, not a curated record. Lineage: Eukaryota; Viridiplantae; Streptophyta; Magnoliopsida; Sapindales; Anacardiaceae.